AGUAGUGAAUAGUUGGGUCAAAGAGGUUGUCGAAGUAAUAGAUAGUUGGGUCGAAGAGGUGGUCGAAGUACUUGAUUGUCUGGUCAAAGUAGUAGUUUGUCUGGUCGAAGGGGUGGUCGAAGUGGUGGAUUGUCUGGUUGAAGAGGUGGUUGAAGUAGUGGUUUGUCUGGUUGAAUGGGUGGUCGAAAUGGUAAAUUGUUGGGUCGAAGUAGUAGAUAGUGAGGUCGGAGUAGUGGAUAGUUGGGUUGAAGGAAUGAUAGAUGGUUGGGUUAAAAAAGUGAUAAAUGGUAAAGUAAUAGAUAGUUGGGUCGAAGGUGUAGUGGAUAGUUAG
Ambispora leptoticha is the source of this 331-nucleotide messenger RNA. NCBI's taxonomy places the organism in Eukaryota, Fungi, Glomeromycota, Glomeromycetes, Archaeosporales, Ambisporaceae. The record is from the annotation of a GenBank genome assembly.